CUCUCACCUCCGAAAACAUCUGCAUCAGACUGCUGGGACCUCUCUGAGAGAGAAGGGGAAAAAAAAGUGAAAACAGGUCCACAACCCAAUUGAGCCGGCGUCUUGUCCUUUUUCUCCCGUCCUCCCUUGUUCAAGACAUACGCACCAGUCACAAUGGCCUCCAGAUCAAGAAUCCAGCCCCUCCUCCGGAACGCGGCGCGGAGGCAAUCACUCCUGAGCGCCGGUGGACGGCAUGCUUUGCGGCCAGUCUCGGCCCCGGCCGCCGCCGCCGCCGCCGUCCGUUAUGUUUCGACCACCGUUGUGAGACCCUCCAAGGCCGACGGCCUCAAGGAGAUCAAGCUUACAUCUGCGGCGUACCCGGACAUCAAGCGGGACUCCCGCUUCGCCGAGGUCACCGACGCCCACGCCGCCUACUUCAAGGACCUCCUGGGCCCCUCGGGCGUCAUCGACGGUGUCACGGCCGACGCGACGGACGACAUCGCCGCCUUCAACGAGGACUGGCUGCGCAAGUACCGCGGCCAGUCUCGCCUAGUACUCAAGCCUGCGUCUACCGACGAGGUCAGCAAGAUCCUCGCGUACUGCAACGAGCAGAAGCUCGCCGUCGUGCCCCAGGGCGGCAACACGGGCCUCGUCGGCGGUUCCGUGCCCGUCUUUGACGAGAUCAUCAUCAACAUGAGCCGCAUGAGCCGCAUCCACUCGUUCGACGACGUCAGCGGCACCCUCGUCGUCGAUGCUGGCGUCAUCCUCGAGGUCGCCGACCGCUACCUGGCCGAAAAGGGCUACAUCUUCCCGCUGGACCUGGGCGCCAAGGGCUCGUGCCACGUCGGCGGUAACGUCGCCACGAACGCCGGGGGUCUGCGCCUGCUCCGGUACGGUAGCCUGCACGGCAAUGUGCUGGGGCUCGAGGCCGUGCUGCCGGACGGCACCGUCGUCGACGACCUUUGCACGCUGCGCAAGAACAACACGGGCUACGACCUCAAGCAGCUCUUCAUCGGCGGCGAGGGCACCAUCGGCAUCAUCACAAAGGUCUCCAUCAUCUGCCCGCAGCGCUCCAAGGCCGUCAACGUCGCCUUCUUCGGCCUCGAGUCGUACGAAAAGGCCCAGCAGGCCUUUAAGGCCGCCAAGGGCCAGCUCGGCGAGAUCCUAUCGGCGUUCGAGCUCAUGGACGCCCGCAGCCAGGACCUCGUCUACGCCGUGCGCCAGAACAAGCGGCCCCUCGAGGACGAGCACCCGUUCUACUGCCUCGUCGAGACGAGCGGCUCCAACGGCGACCACGACUACGAGAAGCUCGAGGCCUUCCUCGAGGACGUCAUGUCCAACGAGAUCGUCUCGGACGGCGUGCUCGCCCAGGACGAGACGCAGAGCAAGGCCCUCUGGGGUUGGCGCGAGGGCAUCCCCGAGUGCCUGGGCCACUGGGGCGGCACGUACAAGUACGACGUGUCGAUCCCGCUCAAGGACCUCUACAAGCUCGUCGACGACACCAAGGCCAAGAUGGAGGAGGCCGGCCUCGUCGGAGACACGGACGAGUUCCCCGCCGUCGGCGUCGUCGGCUACGGCCACAUGGGUGACUCGAACCUGCACCUCAAUGUCGCCGUCAGACGGUACGACAAGCGCAUCGAGAAGGUCCUCGAGCCCUUUGUGUACGAGUGGAUCCAGGAGCGUCAAGGCAGCAUCAGCGCCGAGCACGGCCUGGGCGUGGCCAAGAAGAGCUUCAUUGGCUACAGCCGUAACGAAACCAUGGUCGGGCUUAUGAAGCAGAUCAAGAAUCUCUACGACCCGAAUGGCAUCAUGAACCCUUACAAAUACGUCUGAUCAAUCGCCAAGGAACAAUGGCCCCCCACAUGACGCAGCGGAGGAAGCAGCCUUGGCCGUCGGAUGUGAGUCCGGUCGACCAUCUUGUAAGCAAAAUUGCGGGCGAGAAAGGCUUUAGACUCGUGUGACCGACCCAGGCAUCUGUCCCGUUCUCACGUCACACCCACUGGGUGGGUAACCUGUUCGCCUUCCCCAUGCAACGCACCAUUCGAGGAUAAAAGCAGUUAGUUGCUUUGUCAGUGAGAGAGAGAGAGAGGGAGAAAGUCCCUUUUUUUAUUUAUUUUUGUAAACCAACGGCAUUUCCCCAGCCCGGACGAAAGCUGUGCUGGAGGCAAAGACAAUGUUUCCUGAUCGGGACAUAUCUUGAGAUUUUGGUGCAUCUGGGGGAGGGGAGGAAGAGUAAACAAACCUCGGCAAAGCGAGGCAACAUAGUAGGAGAAUCGGAUUGUGUAUUUUGGAACACCAACAAUGAACACCGCCCAUGAUGCCAC
Colletotrichum destructivum is the source of this 2303-nucleotide messenger RNA. RefSeq names its product Putative FAD-binding oxidoreductase/transferase, type 4, FAD-linked oxidase-like protein. NCBI's taxonomy places the organism in Eukaryota, Fungi, Ascomycota, Sordariomycetes, Glomerellales, Glomerellaceae. Gene Ontology annotation, cellular component: mitochondrion. The transcript is spliced from 2 exons. The record is from RefSeq and is a predicted model, not a curated record. The coding region runs from base 154 to 1812 and encodes 552 amino acids. Gene Ontology annotation, molecular function: FAD binding; catalytic activity.